AUGCCCAUCCGCUUCAAGGAGAUUCCUUCCAUCUGGAAUCAUACACGAAUCAAUCUAACAGCUUCAAACCAGUUUUUUUUUUUUGUUUCUUUCCUUCCUAAUAUAAAUAUUAAAUUAUUCCCAGAAAGCGAAAAUUAUUUUGAGAGGUACGUAUUUCCCCCUUUCUGUUAUUUUCUAUUUGAUUUCUUUUUUCCUUUUUUAUUUACUUAUUAUUUUCAUUUCUUCUUCUUUUCUUUCUUCCUUCUCCCUUCCUCCCUUCCUUUCUCUAUUCCUCCCUUCUUUCUUCAUUUCUUUCCUUCCUUAGACUUUUCUUUCUUUCCUCUUUUGCUGCCUCUUCCUUUCUUUCUUACUUGUUUCUUUUUUCCUUUCUUUUUUCACGCUUCUUAUCCUUCCUUGCACCUUUUCAUUUCUUCAUUCCUUCCUUUUUUCUUCAUCUCUCCUUCCCUCCUUUUUUCUUUCCUUCCUCUGCCUUUCUUCUUAUUUUAUUUUCUUCUUUCCUCUCUUGCUUCCUCUUUUUCCUUUCUUUCUUUCUUCACCGUUCUUAUCCUUCCUUCAUUUUUUUACUUUCUUCAUUUCUUCCUUAUUACUUUUUCCUUCUUUCCUUCCUCUUUUCCUCUUCUCCUUCCUUCCUUCCUUCCUUCCUUCCUUCCUUCCUUCCUUCUCUCCUUCCUUCCUUCAUUCCUUCCUUCAUUCCAUCCUUCCUUCUCUCCUUCCUUCCAAUUUUAA
Messenger RNA from Acanthosepion pharaonis, 726 nucleotides. NCBI's taxonomy places the organism in Eukaryota, Metazoa, Mollusca, Cephalopoda, Sepiida, Sepiidae. The record is from the annotation of a GenBank genome assembly.